AUGGCAGCUGGAGUCUGCUACUGGAGUGGCAACGGCUCUUAUUGCUGCCCUUGUCUUGGCCAAGGACAGUAUGAUGUGAAUGACUUAUCGAUAUCUUGCCGGGAGUGUGGACAUCCACUUAAGAAUCAUUUCCAAAUUGGGCCGCACCCAAGUGAUGCUAGUGCUAGCCAAGUUUUGCUACCGAGACACCAAACCGUGAGGAAGCUUGCCAAUCGCAUCAAUGAACAAAGAGUGGUGCUUGCCCGUGGAACGCCCUCGUCGGGAAAGACCUUUCUCGCCCGGUCUCUUCAUAUUUACCUUCGUGGACAGGGAGUCAAGUCGAUUUGGAUCGAACAGUUUCCCCCUAGUUUAGAGGGUGGUCCUACCGCGUUGCAUUACCUGGUCGAGGCCUGUCACACCCAAGGCUAUGCUGCAUUCGGCCACAACGUUCUGCUCGACACGUUUGUGUUUAUCAUUGAUGAUGCGCAUAUGACUUACAAUAACUCUGAGCUGUGGGUACUUCUGAAUUCAGUGAACCAGAACCGUCUCGCGAACAUACCAGGGGCCAGUUUCUGUUUGUUCGGUGCAUUUGGCACCCCCGAUAGGGGUGUUAUGCCACAGAACAUGGGGAGUGACUUGAUAGUAUUCAAUGAGCGUCAGCGUCUUUUCUUGUCCACUAGGUUUUCCGAGGACCUCACACUUUUCUACACCCGAGAAGAAUUCGAUCUCUACCUGGAAAUGCAUUUCCAGGCUCGAGGUUCUGAUUACGAAAUUUGUGAGAUCUUGAAAGAUACCAUCUUUGGCUUAACCGACGGCCAGCCUGAAUUGAUGGAUGCAUUCAUGCAUAUCUGUGACAUGUGGUAUGAGGUUCUCUACAAGGAUGACGCGGAUGACGAAAUGGAAACCAUAAGCUAUGAUGACUAUGAAAUCAUGCAAUUCUUUCAAAUUCGCGGCAUCAUGGAAGCAACGAUCGCGGCAAUUGUCAACUUCGCGGGUCUUCCACUUUCUCCCGAAACCUUUUUCCCUCCCGAAGCAGAGUUUGAAGUUCUUCGCCAGGUUCGGCAAAGCGGUGAUUACAGCAUUUCGUUCAACCCACAAAGUGAAGCUAUGCUGUCGUGUAUCACGAAAGGUUGGCUGCACAUAGAACAGAGCCGACAAGGAGGAUUCAGAUGUUACUUCCCAACCUACUUUCACAACAAGGUCGUGGAAUACCUCAUGGGAGUCCAGGAUCUUAGAUAUCCCACCCCGCCUACUUUGGACAGAGCGGAACUUGAGUUGAUGUUGAGCAUGCGCACCAUGACGAUUUCGUAA
This is a messenger RNA of Penicillium roqueforti, 1290 nucleotides long. RefSeq lists its product as uncharacterized. The transcript has 4 exons. NCBI's taxonomy places the organism in Eukaryota, Fungi, Ascomycota, Eurotiomycetes, Eurotiales, Aspergillaceae. The record is from RefSeq and is a predicted model, not a curated record. The coding region runs from base 1 to 1290 and encodes 429 amino acids.